This is a messenger RNA of Scleropages formosus (Asian bonytongue), 1532 nucleotides long. RefSeq names its product SLX9 ribosome biogenesis factor (gene slx9). The record is from RefSeq and is a predicted model, not a curated record. The transcript has 6 exons. Gene Ontology annotation, biological process: maturation of SSU-rRNA from tricistronic rRNA transcript (SSU-rRNA, 5.8S rRNA, LSU-rRNA). Gene Ontology annotation, cellular component: nucleolus; 90S preribosome; preribosome, small subunit precursor. NCBI's taxonomy places the organism in Eukaryota, Metazoa, Chordata, Actinopteri, Osteoglossiformes, Osteoglossidae. Bases 88 to 945 code for a protein of 285 amino acids.
GGAGACGGAGACGGAGCCGGCGUCGGCGUGUCCAACGUUUUACUGCAGUAAAAAGAGGGGAAAGAGCGAGUAGAAAGCGGCAGCGGGAUGGUGGGGAAGAUCCGGCGGCUCCGCCACAAGCUCCACGCGGCUGCGGUGAAGUUUGUCCCGCAGGACGCUGGAGUCGGAGGAGCGGGAGGAGGAGGAGGUUCGGCGGCGGCGGCGCUGGUGGUGCUGGAGAAGAAGAAGAAGAACUUGAAGUUGAAGAAGGUUCCGGGGCCGAGUGGGGCGGAGGGGGACAGACGAGCUGAGCAGCAACCACAAGAAGAAGAAGAAGGACAGAGUCAGAGUGCAGCAGCAGGAGCGGCUCAGGCGGCCGCGCAGCAGCCUCCUCCCUCCCGCCGCCGGUUUCCCCCGAACGGCUCCUCGACGCCGCCUCAGCAGGGGGUCCCCGUGCUGCCUUCGGCCGUCUUCUCCGGCACCGCGAUCCGGCCCGAGCAGCUCGUGCAGAGCCUGAGCGUCGCGAGCGCGGAGUCCGCAGCUCCAGAGGAGAGGAAACAGCAGCCCAAGAAGCUGAAGAUGAAGGAGAGGAGAGAGUGGCUGCUCCAGAGGCUCAGCGACUUGCGCCUGGCCAGGGAGAGAGAGCGGGCACGAGCGCGCAGGAGGGCCACGCCUGUGGUGGGCGACAUGCAGGUGCUGGCCGACGCCCUGCCGGAGCUCUCGGAACUCAUCUCCAGCAGCCGCACCCCCAUCCGCAAGAAGGACAGGCCGCCAGUGCAGAAGAAGCCCGAACCGACAGACUUGAGGCUGAUGAAAGCCGGACAGAAGCGCAAACUGCUGGAGACGGAGAGCUGCAGGUUCAGAGAGACGCUGCAGGAUCCGGCUUUCAGAGCGAACCCGCUGGGGGCCAUCGGCGAACACCUCAGGAAGAGGCUCAGGGAGGAAGAGCGGCAGGACCCCAGAUAACGAGCGGCUCGGCUCCAGGUGCACGUGAACUCUGACCCCCGCCCCGCCUCUACCACGCUCGGGGAAGGUGCGAAACCCAGAGCCUCGCAGCGAGCAGAGCUGGGAGAAGCAUCUCUGAAAGACCACAAGGCGGAGAGGGUGACGCCACGAUGCGCGACGGGAAGCGUCGGCGUCGCUCGUGCGGCAGGAUGUGUGCAGUCCUGCGGGGGUAUUCCCACCGUGUCCCUCCGUCGUCCUCCUCCUUCCCCGUCGCACAUGGUGACUGACGUUCUCUGCUGUCUUGUGUAACAGAGUGGACUGGACUACAUUGGAGUGGAGUGUGUUGGACAGUCAUGUGUUUGUGCUCCACAUGGGGAAAAAGAAACAUUUGAAACCCGUCAGACGUCUCUGAGCUCUUUUCUCCGUCUAGGUGUUUUAUAGAGGUGACGCUCAGGUGUGCUGGAGCUGUCGAGGUUCCGCUGGUUUUCAGUCGCCUCCAUUCUGCUCCAACAACCCCCCACCCCACAGCGAGCCAGAAUCAGUCCCGACUCCCUACGGUUUCCGUGGUGAUGCGAGGUGUUGGGCCAAAGGACUCGGUCGUCCUAACA